Molecule: messenger RNA, 4473 nt
Organism: Cygnus olor (mute swan)
Lineage: Eukaryota; Metazoa; Chordata; Aves; Anseriformes; Anatidae
Gene: FAR1
Product: fatty acyl-CoA reductase 1
Biological process (GO): long-chain fatty-acyl-CoA metabolic process
Cellular component (GO): peroxisome
Molecular function (GO): alcohol-forming very long-chain fatty acyl-CoA reductase (NADP+) activity
Source: RefSeq, a predicted model, not a curated record
UGCAAAAUGACAAUAUCACAGUAACAACUGGAGCAAUAAUCCAGUUGCUGUUCAGGCUUUUCCUAGUGGAUACCUGGACUGGUUCUCAGAAUACUCUUAUAUGAAGUUUUAAUUGAUGCCUUUGGCUUGUUUUCUUGAUGCAAUGAAUAAGCAUUGAGCCAUCUUGCAGCUUCAGCAUUUUCAGUCAUAGGCAACUGUGAGACAGUGUUACUUUGUCCAUCUAUGUUGCAGGCAGUUCCUCAGGCAGGUUUUAAUCUUUCAGGGUUAGCAGUAGAGCAGUGAUUUAUGCAACUAUCUUGAUACACAGUAAGACUUUCUUGUAAUGCUUUCCUAACCAAAAGUGCAACCAAGACUUGUAAUAUUGAUUUCUAAUUAACUUAGAUAAAAUGAUCUGGGCCUAUGGUCCUGUUUGGUUAAUCUUGAUUGAAGCCUGGCUCUUGCUUCCUAAAACAGGUUUGGAAGUUCUUGUGGUAUAAGUCCUAAGCACAGUUGCAUGUGAGCUGGAGAUGAAAUACAGUAAAUGUUCUUUCUCUUAUGCGGUAUGUGCUUUAUUAUAAUAGCUUUUUUUUUUCCUGGGCUGAUUUAUGCCUUUGCCUUCUGUGCAACUUGGAGAAAUGAGGUUAAUUAUGUCAAAAGAUAUUUUCUUUCAAUGUGCGCUUGAAGACUAAGUUCAAACAGUAAACAGUUUAGAAAAACAUCACGGUUACAAACGUGGCUUAUUAUAAAGGGAUAAUAAAAACCUUUUACUUAAUUGAAUUAAACUAGCUCUUAAAAGAACUUUUAAUUCCUUUUCAGUGCCCUUACUGCAAAGGAAGUAUAAUUACAGCAGACCAUGGGUCUCUCUAGUACUCUGUGGAACACAAUGCUUGCUAGUCAAGAGUCAUUUCCAUGUUAACAGGUACAGAAUCCCUGAAUAGAGGCAUAAGUGAACGCAAACUUGUAGUAAGAUCAGAAUUAUGGGUGAAAGGUGUGCAAACAUGCAGAUAGGAAUUAGUUGUAUAACUACAUGCAUCAAAUUUGUGUAAUGACAAAGUUCUGCUGAGAUAUCUCAGUGCAGGCCACUUGAGUUUACCUUCCCUGCAGUAAGACAGAAAGAUUAGAGGAGCUUAAAGACCCCAUGGCUUCAGGCACAGCUCUGGCUUUUUAAGAGUCUUGUUUUCACAAGAGUGUUUUUGAACUGCAAAUCAAAUAGUUUGUGGGUUGGGUUGAAAGGGAAACUGAAUAUUACUUCAAAUUCUGCUAAUAAAUUAUAGGGUUAGUUGGUUCGAGUUCACUGUCUUACUAAAGCAGUUGAGUGAAUACUGUACUUUUUUUUUUGUCAGGGUCUUAAAGGAGUUCACGGAACUACUUCAGCUUCUGAUAUAAAUUUAGAUUUCUGUAUCAGAAUGCUGUGGUGUAGUUAAAUAAUUCAUAUGCAGCAUUACUUAAGCCUAAACUAAAGCAGUUUAAUAACGCUUCUUAACUUGAAUGUAUGCACUGCAAAGGGUAGUAUUUUAUCCAGGAGGAGAAUAACUUGUGGAGUGUGUAGUCCAGGAAAAACUUCUAGUAUCCAAUAUGUUUCUAUGGGCAAGAGAAUUUUUUUUAAAAUCAAGCCCACUCGAUUUGCGGGCAUACAUCUAUAUGCUUAGUCAUGUAAACUUUGGCCUGACUAUAUUAGUUGCUCUAACUGGUGUCUUGUUUCAAUACUUAAAUGAUUUAAAGUAGACAGAUAUCUUCAUUGGUAGCAAGCUGGUCUGUGAACAAAUUCAAGAUUGAAGAAUAUAGCUAGUUCGAAGCAUUUAUUAUUUAGAAAAUCUAAUAUACCCAGCGAGUGUCAGCCACAUGUUUGCCAUGUAUAGAUUUGGGGAAGCAUGAGACACUUACUGUCUAGCAUACUGCCAGGCAUAAACGAAAGACCAGGUAGCUAGUAUUAAAUUAGCAAACCUGUUUUGAUAGCUCUUCAAAAUGUAGUUCUUCUAAUUAGCUUCCAGACCUGGCAAUAUGUUUUCCAGCUCCUGGAAACAUGAUAAAUUUUCUUGGCAGGUUUAUCCUGCAGGGGACUGUGGCUUACAGCUAGUAAAGAAAAUGACCUUGCAGAGAGGAGAUAAGAAUGUUAAUGAUAGUCUAAAAAACGGAUAAAUGUCUUUCUCUAGUUGUGGGAAGAAUCCCAAAUCUUCCACAUGACUGUCAAGUUUGGAAUAGAUACGUUUUGAGGUUAACUUACACCAAAAGCAGUUUACAAUAGGAAAUACUGUUCCACCAUUUCAGUCUCUACUCAUCUUCCAAAACAGGUAUCUUUCACAGAUAAGGUUUCUCAAUGGGUAUAACCUUGGACCUUGAAGACAAACAAACUAUCCUUCUUUGGUGAUAUGCUGGGUCAUAAUGGUUUCCAUACCUGAAUACUACGAAGGAAAGAAUGUCCUCCUGACAGGAGCUACAGGUUUCAUGGGAAAAGUGCUUCUGGAAAAGCUGCUCAGAUCUUGUCCUAAAGUACAAGCGGUGUAUGUAUUGGUAAGACACAAAUCAGGGCAGACGCCUGAAGCACGAAUACAGGAAAUAACCAGCUGUAAGCUCUUUGACAGGUUGAGAGAGGAGCAGCCUGACUUCAAAGAAAAAAUAAUAGUAAUUACAAGUGAACUUACACAGCCUGAACUGGACCUUAGUAGCCCAAUCAAACAAAAACUUAUAGACUGCAUUAAUAUUAUAUUUCAUUGUGCUGCUACAGUCAGAUUUAAUGAAACGCUAAGAGAUGCUGUUCAGUUAAAUGUGCUUUCCACGAAACAGUUCCUCUCAUUGGCACACCAAAUGACGAAUCUAGAAGUAUUCAUACGUGUUUCGACUGCGUAUGCAUAUUGCAGUCGAAAACACAUUGAGGAAAUUGUUUGUCCACCUCCUGUUGAUCCCAAGAAACUGAUGGAUUCUCUUGAGUGGAUGGAUGAUGGCCUGGUGAAUGAUCUUACACCUAAACUGAUUGGCGAUAGGCCUAACACUUACACUUAUGCAAAAGCCUUAGCCGAAUAUGUAGUACAGCAAGAAGGUGCAAAAAUAAACAUAGCCAUUAUAAGGCCAUCUAUUGUUGGUGCUAGCUGGAAGGAGCCUUUUCCUGGAUGGAUUGAUAACUUCAAUGGACCUAGUGGCCUCUUCAUUGCUGCAGGAAAAGGAAUUCUUCGAACAAUGAGAGCUACCAAUGGUGCAGUAGCAGGUCUUGUUCCAGUAGAGGUUGUUGUCAGUAUGAUGCUGGCUGCAGCCUAGUAUUCUGGAGUUAAUAGACCAAGAAAUAUCGUGGUAUACAACUGUACAACAUGUGGUACCAACGCUUUCCGCUGGAGUGAAGUUGAGUACCAUGUAAUUUCUGCUUUCAAGAGGAAUCCUCUUGAACAGGCCUUCAGACGGCCCAAUGUUAAUCUAACUUCCAAUCACCUUUUGUAUCAUUACUGGAUUGCUGUAAGCCAUCAGGCCCCAGCAUUCCUGUAUGACAUCUACCUCAGGAUUGCUGGAAGAAGCCCACGGAUGAUGAAAACAAUAUCAUGUCUUCAUAAGGCCAUGAUGUUAUUAGAAUAUUUUACGAGCAAUUCUUGGGUCUGGAAUACUGAAAAUGUGACUGUGCUAAUGAAUCAGCUGACCCCUGAAGACAAAAAGACUUUUAAUUUUGAUGUUCGACAACUACAUUGGGCAGAAUACAUGGAAAACUACUGCAUGGGAACAAAGAAAUAUGUGCUGAAUGAAGAAAUGUCUGGCCUCCCUGCAGCUCGGAAACACUUGAAUAAGUUAAGGAAUAUACGCUAUGGAUUCAAUACAAUUCUUGUGAUCCUGAUCUGGCGUAUCUUUAUUGCAAGAUCACAAAUGGCAAGAAAUAUCUGGUACUUUGUGGUUAGUCUGUGUUACAAGUUCCUCUCGUACUUCAGAGCCUCCAGUACUAUGAGAUACUGAAGAAGAGAAUUGAGCAUUAGGACUUCUAUGCAUAUGGUGAUUUAACUACACAAAGCCUGUAACGUAGUCAUCUCACAUUUUGUAAAAGCAUAAUUUCAUCUUAAAUUGGAGUACAAAAUAGAUGGUAUGGUAUAUGUACUAUUAGUUAUAUAUCUUCCAGAAGACAUAAAAUCAAAUGGUCAAGUGCUGGUCUGAAUUGGUGUUAGACAAGCAUUUAAAUAACUUGAAUUCAUUGACCUGGGGAGAGAAUGUUUUAGACCACUGACCAACAUAACUGUGCAAUUUGGAAUGUUUUGAUUGAAAUCUGCCUUAACAUACUUAUUUUUUUUCUUUUAAUUUUUACACCACAUUGAGGAAGGUAAAUAUUGUCAUAGUAAUUGCUAGUUUAUUGACCUAUUUAUUUGAAAUCCUAAAACUGCAAAGGAUUUUGAGUUUCAGAAGUGUAUAAAUGCUGGUGGAUCUCCUGGGAAAACUAGUGGAGGACUUCUAUAAUUUGUCUUUACUUUUGCCGCUUCUUCCCUUCUCAAAGUAGGGUCAUAAUGGUAACUACUUUGCUUUUAAAAG